Lachancea mirantina is the source of this 951-nucleotide messenger RNA. The record is from the annotation of a GenBank genome assembly. Lineage: Eukaryota; Fungi; Ascomycota; Saccharomycetes; Saccharomycetales; Saccharomycetaceae.
AUGGAAGGUAAUCGGGGUCACAAACGGUUCAGAAUUGAGUCUCGUGAAGGAGUUUAUGGUCCUUUGCAACCUAAGCCGGCGAAUGUGCCAACGCCAAGACAAACUGGCGCGCAAUUAGGUCAAUUCUUUAAGAAGCGGAAGAAAUCCGGCAAGAGUGAAAAACGGGCAAAUAAGAGCUUUGAAAAGCCUGAACAAGCGGUUUUCGAGAACGAUGCAGUCAGGGUACGUUUAGUGGAGCAAGAAGAGCCGAGAACAACCGAAAAGUCGGCAGGAAGGUCGCUGGGCCAGCCGCGUCGGCGCAAGCUUCGGAAUGAAACCAAGGGGCUGAAUCGCGCGGAUUGGUCGCUGCCGCGUGGAGACGACAGUUGCGAUGCAAUUGGCAACCAGUCGAUCCAGCUCGAAGAGUUCGAUCAGCCGCCAGACUCGACUUCAACGCCGCUUCUGGGAAGUCCCUUGACACGAAGCCUUGCCGACAGCGCUGGAGACGUUUAUGCGGAUGGCAGCACAAACAGCUUUGCCGUUCCGCGGUUCUUGUGGCCCGUGGGCCACCAGGCGUCUGUGGGGGCGUCUGGCCCGUCUGGAGCGCCGGUGCUGGCACCCCAGGUGCCCCAGGGGCCGUAUAUAACACCCGUUCGAUUUGAACCUGCCAACGCUAGAAUAGUAGCGCCAGAUGGCAUGGUGUACGUUCCAUCCGCGGGGCCCCUGUACGUCGACCCCUCGUGGGCCGCUACGACGCGUUACGCAGCUCCGUGGCCUGGGCCUGUCGACACCAAUUGGGCCCUGUCACCUAGCCCUUUCAUGCAGCACUCUGCUCUGCCGCAGCCACCGCCGCCGCAGCAGCAGCACCUGAGAAACAAAACUCGCAUCGACCAGGAGAGAAGAAAAUCAAGUCAGUCAAGCAGCUAUAAAUCCAGCGGUGGCAACGCGACGUGCCACUCGAGCACUACGUAA